Molecule: messenger RNA, 1245 nt
Organism: Aspergillus steynii IBT 23096
Lineage: Eukaryota; Fungi; Ascomycota; Eurotiomycetes; Eurotiales; Aspergillaceae
Product: SR protein-specific kinase Dsk1
Exons: 3
Coding region: 1-1245 (414 amino acids)
Biological process (GO): protein phosphorylation; spliceosomal complex assembly; regulation of mRNA processing
Molecular function (GO): ATP binding; protein kinase activity
Source: RefSeq, a predicted model, not a curated record
AUGGAAGAUAUAUACCACCCUGAGGUAGAUGUGGAGUGCCUCGAAGACUAUGUACCCGGCGAAUACCACCCAACUCUUAUCGGUGACACGUUUUCUUGGGUUUGGGGAUAUUCGACCAUUUGGCUCGCGCGGGAUCAGCAACGCCGGCGCUAUGUUUCACUAAAGAUAAUGGCUGCAAGAGCAUCGCCAGAUAGUCAUGAGGGUGAAGUUCUUAAGUACCUGAUGAAAAACGAUCUUAGCCAUGCUGGAAAGCGAUUCAUUCCACCGCUACUUGACCAAUUCUCGUUUCACGGUCCAAACGGACAUCAUCGUUGCUUGGUCGGAGAGCCUGCUGGCUGCAGUAUUUCUAAGUCCAAAGAGGACAGCACAAAUUUUAUGUUUCCACCGGACGCUGCGAGAUCUACUGCCGCCCAGCUCCUUUUGGGGUUGUCUUAUUUGCAUGCAAACGGCAUAUGCCAAGGAGAUAUCCAUUUGCGCAACUUUCUCUUACGAAUGCCAAACUUUGACGACCUAAGUACAGCUGAGCUAUACAAGCGCUUCGGCGAACUAUACGAGGUUCCUAUCCGGCGAGUGGAUGGAAACCCCGGGGCACCCCACGCACCGCCGCAUGCCAUCUAUCCCAUGGCUGUGAGCAUGCCUGCCAACGAGCUGUACAACCCAGAGAUCAUCACCUCGGACUAUGGAACAUCCUUUAUCGUGUCACAGACGGCCUCACCGACUCUCCACACCCCAGCUCUCUACUCUCCUCCAGAAGACUUUUUCAACGAACCCAUCAUCCAUCCCACCGCAGCUGAUGUAUGGACCCUGGGUGUCAACCUGUACGAAGUCUUAGGCGAGCGUCCACUCUUCGAAACAUUCACCUGGGACCGAGACGACAUUAUCGCCGAGAUGAUCAACACGCUGGGCCAGCCGCCCUCGAGAUGGUGGAACUCGUGGGCUAAACGCUCCGAGUUCUUCAACGAGGAUGGGUCGUGGGUCGCUGACUUCCGCCGGAUCAGCACCCCAGUCUUCCGGCGUCUGCCUCAGCGCCUUUGGGACAUGGGUCGGGGUGAGACGGGGCAGACGUGCGAAUGGGAUGUUAAGGGCGGUGAACUACGUGCGUUGGAGGACUUGCUCAGAGCGAUGAUGGCGUUUGAACCGGCAGAGCGACCCACGGCGGACCAGAUCCUCAAGUCUGAGUAUAUGGUUAAAUGGGCGUUGCCCGCGUGGGAGAGGCAGAAAGGGCAGCACUCGCCAUCCAGGUGA